Mycena indigotica is the source of this 573-nucleotide messenger RNA. RefSeq lists its product as uncharacterized. The record is from RefSeq and is a predicted model, not a curated record. Lineage: Eukaryota; Fungi; Basidiomycota; Agaricomycetes; Agaricales; Mycenaceae. Bases 1 to 573 code for a protein of 190 amino acids. The transcript is spliced from 6 exons.
AUGACCACCUACACCACCGCCCUCGUCUCGUCCAACCUCUUCGGCGACAGCAAAGGCAGCCACUUCAACGACCUCGAGGAUGUGCUUGGUAGCGUGAAUAUCACCAUCGACACCUCCAAGCCAAUCAAGAACAUCAAGAUCAUGCACGGCGGCGUCAUCGACGGAAUCGAAGUCAAGUACUACAAGUCCUCGUCUGGCGGUACGCAGACUGUGCACCACGGCACUUCUUCGGACUGCGACGAUAGCAGCCUCCACAAAAGUGACAUCCCUAUUGGUGAUACCGAAUCUAUCAUUGCCAUCUCCGGAAAAUCCGGCAGCUCUUCCUGGGGGAUUCGUGUCACUCAGCUCAGCUUCGCCAUCUACGACAGCAAGACCGGAAAUUUGCGCAUCUCAGGCCCCUAUGGCAAUAGCGGCUCUGGGACGGCCUUCCGCGUCACUGCUAAUGGAAACUUCAUUGCUCUCGGUGGCUUUGCAAUCAACACUGAUUCCAGCUUGGAUCAACUCAAAAAGGCGGGUCAAGACGGCGGGCUUUAUGGGCUUGUCUUCGAUGAGGUUGACUACCGCGCGGUUUGA